Molecule: messenger RNA, 1484 nt
Organism: Sesamum indicum (sesame)
Lineage: Eukaryota; Viridiplantae; Streptophyta; Magnoliopsida; Lamiales; Pedaliaceae
Product: metaxin-like protein
Biological process (GO): mitochondrion organization
Cellular component (GO): cytoplasm; mitochondrial outer membrane; SAM complex
Source: RefSeq, a predicted model, not a curated record
AAACAAGGACAGCGAAACUGGGAAAACCCAAAACCUGAUUAGGGUUUAACCCUCAAAUUCACCCUUUCUCUAUUCAACAAAAUUCAAUCGGACUCCACAAGUAAAUUAACUUUCUGAUAAAUUCCUCUUCUUUAUACAGUACAGCCUGUGGGAAGCUAUGGAAGAUGGCGGAGGGGAAAGAGAAAGGCUGACACUUGUGGCAAGAAAGCCUUGUUUCGGGCUGCCUACCGCUUGCCCUAAAUCUCUGCCCGUUUACAUUUAUCUUAGAUUUUCCAAGAUUCCAUUUAGUUUGGAAUUCAAUCUCAUCCACCCUGAUUCUGAUCAAAUACCUUUUGUUGAAUCUGGUGAUUAUGUGGCCUAUAAUAAUGAGAAGGGUGGAGUCAUUCCGAACUUGAAGGAGGACGGCAUUGUUGAUUUGGACUCGGAGGUCAGUGGUAUACCCGAGUGGGUAUCAAUAAAGGCGAUGGUCGAGUCCUGGCUUGCUGAUGCAGUCAUGUAUGAACUUUGGGUGGGGUGUGAUGGUAAGUCAGCGCAGAAGAUUUAUUACUCUGAUCUCCCUUGGCCAAUAGGAAAAAUUUUGUACUUCAAGCAAGUUCUUGUUGUGAAACAACUACUUGGGAUAACGUCGGACAACGCAGAAAGAAGAGAAGAAGAGAUAUACAGUAGAGCGGCCUUGGCUUAUGGUGCUUUGUCAUCUAGGUUAGGGGAGCAGUCCUUUUUCUUUGACAACAGGCCGACAAGUUUGGAUGCAGCUUUUCUUGGGCAUGUUCUGUUUGUCCUUCAUGCUUUACCUGAGACAUCGGUUCUGAGAAGCAAGCUCCUGAGUCAUUCUAAUCUUGUAAGUUAUGCUGAAAAUCUCAAAAUGGAGUAUGUAGAUGCCAAUUUGUCGUCUUCAUCAGUCCCCCAGUCUGAUCCCUCUUCAUCGGCUUCAAAGCGAGGCCCUUCACAUUGGAGUUCAAAACCAAGAAGCAAAGCUAAGAGGGAGAAGACGGAGGAAGAGAAGAAGUUCAGAAGAAGAGCUAAAUACUUUCUAGCUACUCAACUUGUUGCCAUUUUGAUUUUCCUCUCCCUCCUUGGCGGAUCUAGUGACGCUGAAGUGGAGCUUGGAGAUGAUGACGAUGGUUUAAAUUAUGACUAGAAUUACCCACCCACAUCGAUGUCCAGGCUUAACGAUUACUUUGUGAUCUUAUCUAGUUUCACUCAUCUGGGGUUUGGAAAAUCUGCAUGUAUACAAGUCAUUGUUUUUCCCUCUGAACUGACUGACAACACGAGUGAAGUACGCGAGCCAUUUUUGGACCAACUGGGAGAGUUCUUGUCACAUUUUAGCUGAAAUUGUUUUAUCAGCUGUGAGCAGCAAUGGAUGGGCUACAGCAAUUUUGCUCAUCAGCAAAGGAUUAAUGAAUAAACUGACUGUUGCUUUGAAUCUGGAGUUGAUACUUAUUAGUUCUAUAUGUUUUUAAGUAGUAAAACAACUCUUUUUGCCA